CCGCGCAUCUCCCGCCGUCCACGCCUCCACGACGCCCGCCAUCGACGGCAUCCACCACCGCCACGUCCGCAACCGCGAAACCGCACUCGUACGUCCACUCCUAUAUAAUCAUCCCUCCUCCCCCCCGGCCGGAGAGAUCACGACAUCGACGGAUCAUCCAAUCAUCCAAUCGCUGAGCUGAGCCAACUGUAUUAGUGUUCGUCCAUCUGUGACAGUUAGCAACAGAAGUAGUGUUGCUGCCAUGGCCGGAGCAGCGCUGCUGUUCCCGGCUACCGUCAUCGCCGCCGCCUGCGUCGUCCUCUCCGGCGGGGCGUCGGCGGCGCCGCCGGGGCGCGUGUUCGUCGUCGGCGGCGACGGGCCGAGGGGUUGGAGCCAGCCGACGGGCACCGACGAGACGUACAACCACUGGGCCUCCCGGAACCGCUUCCACAUCGGCGAUUUCCUCGAUUUCAAGUACGCCAAGAACGACUCGGUGGUGGUGGUGUCGCGCGCCGACUACAAGCUCUGCAGCGCCGACAAGCCGGUGCAGCGGUUCGACGACGGCGCCGACGUCAGGUUCCGCCUCGACAGGAACGGCAACUUCUACUUCAUCAGCGGCGCGCCGGGCCACUGCAAGGCCGGCCAGAGGAUGACGGUCCGCGUCAUGGCGGACCACGCCGCCAAGGGCGCCGGCGGCGGCGACUCCCCGGCCGGUGCGCCGUCGCCCGACGGCGACGGCGACGACGAGGACGACAGCGGCGGGUCGUACCGCACGCCGGGGUACGGUUACUCGUCGGGGUCGCCGCCGACGCCGCCGCACGGGAAUACCAGCGCCGCCGCCGUCGUCUCGCCGUCGCGUGGUGGUGGUGGUGGCGGCGGCUACCACCGCGUCGCCGGGGUUGCCGCCGCCGCGCUGCUCGUCUUGGCUUGAGAUGCUGCCACGUGGCUACGUCUGCCGCUUAAUUAGCUAGACUCAGUGAUGUAGUUUGUCGUGUGCUUCUUAAUUUAAACCUAUCAUAUUAGCUAGACUGGUGAUGUAAUUUGUUGGCUGUUAGAAAUGUUAAACCUGCUACUUAGUUUUCGUUAAUUACUGGUACCGUA
Messenger RNA from Oryza sativa Japonica Group (Japanese rice), 1080 nucleotides. Its product is annotated as early nodulin-like protein 5. Lineage: Eukaryota; Viridiplantae; Streptophyta; Magnoliopsida; Poales; Poaceae. The record is from RefSeq and is a predicted model, not a curated record. Gene Ontology annotation, cellular component: plasma membrane. Gene Ontology annotation, molecular function: electron transfer activity.